GCACGUAUAUAUAUACUCAAUGGUUCUACGUAUUUUCACGCACUUUUCUCGAAGUGUUCAACUGCGGCUUGCUUUGUAAAGUCUGUCGUUCGGAACCCUGAACAUGAAGGUCUUUAUCAUCUUCGCUUUCCUAGCCGUCGCUGCUGUAGCGCAAUACGCGGAACCUCAGUACCAACCCAUCCCAUACUCAUUCAAUUACGCAGCUGAGACAGAAGAUGGAGGAAGGAGCUCCCGGGAAGAAAGCGGAGACGGUGCAGGUCGUGUCACUGGUUCCUACAGCGUUAAUAACCUAGAGGGACACUCUAGGGUGGUUGACUACAUUGCCGACGAGGGUGGAUUCAGGGCUACCAUUAGGACCAACGAGCCAGGAACAGACAAUAUUAGCCCUGCUGAUGUGGUCUUAGAAUCUUCAGCGGCAGGAGCUUCUGCAGCAGGAGCCUCAGCUUACUCUGCUGGUGCACCAGUCGUAGCAGCCGCCAGACCUGCCCCUAGACCAGCAGCUCCAGCUGCAGGCAGAGCACUUAGAUACAUCCUAGUCCCCAUUGACGAUCCAAGAGCGGCCGGAUAUGUAUAAAUAAUACACAAAACAUUUGGCUAUUGAUAGUUUCUACGGAAGAUUUUUUGGGCAUUAGGUAUCAGAGAUUAUAUUGUAAAAUGAAAUCUGGUAUUGCUUUUUCAAUCGGUGCUAAAUAAUAAAUUUUAUAUUUUUAUAUUGAAAA
Molecule: messenger RNA, 719 nt
Organism: Stegodyphus dumicola
Lineage: Eukaryota; Metazoa; Arthropoda; Arachnida; Araneae; Eresidae
Product: cuticle protein 10.9-like
Cellular component (GO): chitin-based extracellular matrix
Molecular function (GO): structural constituent of chitin-based larval cuticle
Source: RefSeq, a predicted model, not a curated record